AGAAGGAAGGAAUAAGACUGAACACAGUUCCAUUGCAAAAAGAUAGAAGAUAAAUGUAACUAUAUCACAUACUGUUCUACAACAUAAGGAACCAUCUAAUGUCUUUCUUGCACUGUGGGUGCUCGAAAGGGCGAGUAUCCGAGUCAGAUGGUCCAAGACCCUAUGACCGCAGUACUUACACUGCACUGCCUAAUGAUAGGGCAGAGACACCAGUAAAGACAGAUGGAAUGUCCUCAUCAGAAAGUAAUUCUAUAGCCGGUCUGGAAUUUGAACCUGCAGCAGCGUGUUAUGAACUUUAUACAACUAUAGGUAAAGGUCAUAAUGAAGCAGCUAAUAUCAAUCUAGCUAAACAUUUAACAUCUGGUCAGUUAGUAGCUAUUAAAAGAAUUUGUUUAGAAACCCCAGGUUUAGAUUAUAACACCCUUCAGAAUGAAAUAGUUCUAUGUCAGACAUUACAUCAUAGCAAGAUAAUACCUCAUUACUGUAAUUUUAUGUACUGUCAGGAACUAUGGACUGUCAUGCCUUUAAUGGCUUUUGGUUCGUGUAGAGAUUUGAUUCAUGCUUAUUUUUCAACUGGUUUAUCAGAACAAACAAUAGCUUAUAUACUUAGAGAUAUUUUACAAGCUUUAGAAUAUCUUCACAAUAGAGGAAUAAUUCAUAGAUCUGUAAAAGCUGCCCAUAUAUUAAUAGGAGCUAAUGGUAAAGUAUGUUUAUCAGGUUUACAGUAUGCUUACUCUAUGAUACAAGGUGGAAAAAGAUAUAAAACUGUUCAUUCUUACCCAGAUAAUGCUAUUCAAUGUCUUCAAUGGUUCAGUCCCGAAAUUUUAAAACAGAAUUUGGCAGGUUAUGAUACUAAGUCUGAUAUAUACAGUAUAGGUAUUACCGCAUGUGAAUUAGGUAAUGGUCAAACACCUUUCUCUGAUAUGCCUGCUACACAGAUGUUAUUAGAGAAGUUAAAUGGUACUAAACCAAUAUUAGCUGAUUCUACAACAGUAGCAGAUUUUAUAGUAGAAGAUGAUAUUAAUGGUCAGACAGUAAAUGAAGAAACAAAAGCUGAAACUGCCAUUUUCCAGCGGACAUUUUCACAGCAUUUUCAUAAUUUUGUUGGUUUAUGUUUAGAAAAGGAUCCAAACCUUAGACCAACUGCUACAGCUCUACUGGGUCAUCCAUUCUUAAAGAAUCUACGUAAAAAGACAACAGAUGUUUUACCUGGUCUUUUACAUCCAGUCACACCUUUAACAGAUGCCAGUAGACUUCCUAAAGAUAACUCUGUGACUGAACAGCUAACAGACCAAAUGUCAUCAGUAACAAUGGAAGAUGAUUGGUUGUUUUGAAUAAUUUAUACUCAUGAAUAUUCAGUGUUGUGCCAUAUGUAUAAAAGUAACUAGCAAUUUAACCAUAACUACAACAUAGUUACAGUGGUACAUAUUUCAUUCAUCCAUCUUAGAAAUAAACCAAAAGAAUCAUUAACACUGUACCAAAAAAUACAGCCAGUUGAUAUCAAAUCAAAUUAGUCCAAUGAUUAAAUAUUUAUUGUAAAUAUCCAUUCACUGAUCUAUUUAAAACAACAUGUAUUAUAUAUUCUCUUUGAAUAGAAGUGUAGAUUUAUAUAAUCUUUUAGAGGCAUUUACCAGUAGAAACUGGAUAGAGCAAUUAACUAUAACACAUACUUAUGGAAGAUUAAUUACUAAUGUAUUUGUUCGAAGUUUUGAAGAUUGUUUUCUCAAAGUUUUCAAAUAAGUACAGUAACAAAUGUGUAGAAGAGUUAUAUAUGGUUCAAUGGUCGAGAGCGAGACAUUAAGUAAUAUAUUGAUACUGGUCGAGAGCGAGACAUUAAGUAAUAUAUUGAUACUGGUCGAGAGCGAGUCUUUAAGUAAAAUAUUGAUACUGGUCGAGAGCGAGUCUUUAAGUAAUAUAUUGAUACUGGUUGAGAGCGAGACAUUAAGUAAUAUAUUGAUACUGGUCGAGAGCGAGUCUUUAAGUAAUAUAUUGAUACUGGUCGAGAGCGAGUCUUUAAGUAAUAUAUUGAUACUGGUCGAGAGCGAGUCUUUAAGUAAUAUAUUGAUACUGGUCGAGAGCGAGACAUUAAGUAAUAUAUUGAUACUGGUCGAGAGCGAGUCUUUAAGUAAUAUAUUGAUACUGCACGAGGUGUUAGUGUUGUUUCAGUAUAUUACGCAAUGUCUUUAGCUUAAGACCAUUGAACAACUUAAAAUACAGACACUAUCCCUCACGUGCUUUUCAAUGAAAUACGUCACACAAGUCCAAUAUUUCAUCUAGUAUAGAUAAUGUACGAUUGACAAGUUGCCUUUUGUACAUAAUUGGAAAUAAUGGUACGCCAACAUCAAAGGAUGAGGUCACAUCUGUAUUUUAAAUACAUGUAAAGACAAGAAUUGGUGUUGUUGCUUGUCUAUACAUGUAUAUAAUUACUCUACACAUUUGUUACUGUACUUGCUUGAAAACAUCUAGAGAAUACUCUUUAAAACAUCACACAAAUAAAUCAGUAAUUGUUCUUCCAUAAGAAUGUGUUGUAGUUUAUUUUUUUUAAUUUAUAUAGAUAUUUAAAAUCUACAGAAUCUUAGUAAUGGAUUGUAAAAUAAGCCUCCAAUGUGGUCACAUAUGAAUAUGUCCAAUAUAACUACAUAUGGUCAGAUAUGAAUAUGUCCAAUAUAACUACAUUAUGAUCAGUUAUGAAUAUGUCCGAUCUAACUACAUAUGGUCAAAUAUGAAUAUGUUCAAUAUAACUACAUAUGGUCAGAUAUUAGUAUGUUCAAUAUAACUACAUAUGGUCAGAUAUGAGUAUGUUCAAUAUAACUACAUUAUGGUCAGAUAUGAGUAUGUUCAAUAUAACUACAUUAUGGUCAGAAAUGAAUAUGUCCAAUAUAACUGAACAUGGUCAAAUUAUGUUAAAUGAAAAAUUAUUGUUUGUCAGUCAAUGAUAAUAGACAAAGGGCUAGUGUUUCUUUAACACUGAUAGCCUGCUACAGAAUCAACAAUGUUAUUCAUUAGUUAAUGACAUUCAUAUUGUUUUUUCCAUAAUGAAAAAGCUUACAACUUUUCUUAGCCCGGUAUCUUCCCUAAUAAGAGAUGAUUUUAUUGUGUUCAAAUGACUACCCGGUACAUAUAAAAUUGUACAUAGCAUGGCACUGGUACUGUAAAACAGUUAUUCAGAAAUGGUAACAGAUGUUUAGAAAGAGUAAGCAGAUCAUUUCUCAAGCAUGAUACCACUUUUAUGAAACGGAAUAUAGGGUUUGUAAUUUGUCAAGUCAGGAUGAGAAUAGGUUAUAAGUUUGUGUGUAUAAAUGUAUAUUACACUCAAAUUUCUUGAAUACUUGAAGAGCCCCGGGGAAGAACGAUCUAAGUCACCUUUUCAACGAACUCCAGUUAAUGGUGCCAUCUGGUAGCUAAUUGUAUAAGCUUUCUGUGGAACAAUCAAUUUCAGGUAAAAACGAUUGGAAUCACAUCAAACCAAGGCCCUUCUGAAAUGGCCUCCAAGACAAAUAUGUCUUUUAUUUGACCUUAAUUUGGCUGAUAAGUGGAAGUCAGUUGUUGUACUGGUAAUUAUGAUUCGUAUUAAACAUCAUUUUGAAGUUGUAAUUAAACCCACUUGUUCUAUUCGCAUCAAGCAUUUGCGUCCAAAAGUCUGUUUUGCCUUUUAUGCGAAAAGACAAAAACAUGACUUAAAUCGUUCUUCCCCUGGACUCUUCACUCGUAUUAGAUAAUUACUGAAUGGCUGAACUACUCUUUAAAUGCAAUCUCCAAAUUUAUACUUGAACAUGAUUGGACUGUAAACUUGUUAUAGAGUACUUAUUUGUAUGAUGUUUGUAUUUUGUCAAGUCAGAAUGAGUAUAGGUUAUAGGUUUGUGUGUAUAAAUGUAUAGUAUAUUUAAACUAGCUUAUUUUAUUAACAGCUUUAAUUAACAUUCAAAUUAUAAAUGUUUUUUAUUUGUUUUGUGUUUAUCAAGUUUGAUUGCCUUAUAUUUCUAAUCAGCCAAAAUGCAUUUUGUAUAUCAGAUCGCUUUUUUAGUACAUAUAUACAGACCUUGCCAUUACAUAAUAAUAUGCUGAGAGCAAAAUUGCUUUCUCCUAGUAUGUUACAGUGGAAUCCUGCUCAACAUUCACCUCAGUAUUACAGGCCGCUCACAUUUUAAUAUAGAGACCACUCAUCUAUUAAAGAUAAAAACUGGGAGGGUCUAGUGAUUUAAAACUGGGAGGGUCUAGUGAUUUAACAUGUAGUUAGAGGUCUGUCAUUGAGUCAAGUGGUCUGGGUUCGAUUCCACAUGCUUGUAUGUGACAAGGAGUGGGAUCGCCUGUCCAACCUUAUGGGGUUUUCUCCGGGUAAUCCAAUUUGCUCCUACUGCUAAAGGCCCCUACUUGCAGACGAAUUAUUGAAAUAAAACUAAACCAUAUGUUAGUCCCAAAAUGACCUAGUUUGUGUCAAGUGGACGUUAAACCCCAUUUCUCUCUCAAUUGCAGGAUUUCACUGUAUUUGGAGAUAAGUGAGUGAGCAUCAUAAAGAGAGUCUAUAAAGUGACCAUUUAUCUGCUGUUUAAGAUAUGUGGAUGGUCAGAUUUCUACAUUUUAUAAUCAGGCGAGAUUAGGGGGAUAUUGUUGAUCACCUUACUUGUAUGGCAAGGUCAGAUAUAUACAUGUAUGUCAUUGGUGUAAUACAUCUGUGAGCUAAGUAUAAAUGUGACUGUUACCUAGUAAUUAUCAGUAAAUAGUCAAUUUUACCAAUUUGUAAGGUAAAAUAUUUUUUAGUCUCUGAAUGUUAAAAGGUUAGAUUAUAAGUGCUGCAUGCAUAACUCAAGUCAUACUUGACUAUUUUGGAUUAAUAUUUAAGAAUUUAAAUACAUGACCCUAAAAAAGCCAUUUGAAUGAAACUUUGGUUAAAAAAAUUUGAAAGUCAAUGUAUUUUAUAUUUAUAUUUAGCGUAUAAUAUUUAUUUUAUGUUAUUUUUGAAUUUUGUUUAUUUAUCAAUUAGAUGUACAUAUUUUACAUUAUUAUGUAUGUAAGUGUAUAUAUUGUUAUCAGUCCCAAGCUCCUGUUAUUAUUGUUACUGUAAAUAAAUAAGUAUAUUGUUAUUCUGUUUCUUAGUAAACAGUACUUUAGCCAUGUCUGGUUUCCCCUUGUCAGUGGUGCAGGAAAGUUCCCAGUUGUUUGGAUGAGAUAAAAAACCAUUGUCCCAUGUAUAUCAUUGAUAACAUGUUGAUGAUUCCCUGACAGUUCGAAAUUACAUAAAGAGUAGGCUGAAGCACCACCACCGUGGCAAAAAUUGUCUCAUAGCACAACACACUGCAUGGCCUAUGCCAGUAUCUAUAUUUUCUCUUUGAAUUUGGGGGGGUUAUUUCCCUGCAACAGUCAUACACAUUUUAUGCUACAUUAAUUUUACAUUGCAUGAUCAAUUCAAGUAGAUAAGAAUGAAUAAAGAAGUCAUUUGAAUUCCAAUGAUUUCAGAUAUUGAUUGCUGGAGUUAUUGCUCUUGAUCACUUUAUAUAAUUUUGACCGAAAGCUUACUAAAUGUGAACAUGUUUUGAUCUUUUGAAGCUUCAGCCAUAAAACUGAUUAUUUCAUCAAGUUGCAUUGUAAUAAGGAAGAUGAAGAAUUCAUUUGAAUUUCAACACUUUCAAUAAUUACUGCUACAGUUAUUGCCUAUGAUCAAUUUGGUGAAUCUUGUUCAUGUUAUUGCAGCAAAUGUUGUUAUGGAAUCUAUGUGACAGGUUUAUCUAAUGCAUUGGUUAGAUUUACCCUCAUAGCACACUGUAUGGCGUAUGCCCAUGCCGGUCUUCAUUAGCCCAGUCGGAGUAGAACGUUAAACACCAUUUUAUUAUAUUUUAUUGUAUGUAUUGUGUAGUUAGGUGUUAAAACUCAUUGGUUAAAACUCAUUCCGUUCCUAUUAAAUUUCAACACAGUUUAAUAAUUACUGGGAAAAAAAUCAUUGCCUUGGGAUAAACACAAGUUACAAUCCCAGUUGUUUAAAUACGAAAUUGUAAACAUAAUAAGUUGUUUUUACACCUGGUAACUAACUCACACUGCAUGACAAAUAACAGUGUGUCUGAAUAUGUUCUAAAUUUGAAGGAAUAAGAAUGAAUCACUUUUGAAAAGUAAGAUUUUGUUGUUUUCUUUCGAUUGGUGUCAGAAUGGAAUGAAUCAUGAUAGCCCAGUUUGACAGGGAUGGGGGGGGGGGGCAAAUUGUUCGUGGAAAGGAAGACAAAACGUGGAUAGUUAAAAUUAAAUUAAGAGUAGGCCGAAUUGGUGCUGUCUAACAGAUUUUAAAGUUUUCACAAUAUAGUCUCGAUUGUCAAGUACCAUUGCUACGAUAAUAAACAAACACCCAUGACUUCGCUCCGAAUAAAGUAAUUUGACUCAGAAUUUAAAUUUAUUAAUUCUUCAUAAUCUAUUUUUGAACUAUUAUAGCGAGCAGGGAUAGCUCGUUAUCUAAAUCUUCCAUAAUGCACAAAAUCAUGAUUGGGGACGAAACUGCACAUUUUAGGUUAGCUAGUGCACAUAUUGAGGACACUUAAUUUAUAAAUUGCUUUCAAUUAUUAUUCGACUAUAAUUGUUAAUAUUUUUAGGUUUGGUUACAUUCGUGUGUCAUGUACUGUUGAUGGGGUAUAUAAACUAAUAAUAAGAUUUUUUUUUUCAAUAUUUGCUUGGCUUUUUUGAUAUUACUGGUUAGUUAUAAUAAGUAUAUAGUAACUAUUAAGAUAUUUUCCAUGGGAAAUG
Molecule: messenger RNA, 6723 nt
Organism: Patella vulgata (common limpet)
Lineage: Eukaryota; Metazoa; Mollusca; Gastropoda; Patellidae
Product: STE20-related kinase adapter protein alpha
Exons: 13
Coding region: 99-1334 (411 amino acids)
Biological process (GO): protein phosphorylation
Molecular function (GO): protein serine/threonine kinase activator activity; protein kinase activity; ATP binding
Source: RefSeq, a predicted model, not a curated record